AUGUCUGUUUUAGCUGCCACUACUACUAGUACAUCACCUCCGUCAAUAACAAUCGCUUUUUGGUCGUUUGAUUACAAUACACGUGAGCUGUACAACACUGGUCUCGAUGGUGUUCUCGUUGGAGAUCCAACAUAUACGACAAGUCGUCUUGGAUACGGCGCUGCCAUCAGUCUUAAUCAAUCAUCUUCUCAGUUUGUGUCAAUCACCACAAGAAAUGUUCCUUUGAAUUCGCGUAGUUUUACAAUCGAAGCAUGGAUUUAUCCGAUUGCAUUGACUGUUGUAGAUUAUGGAAUAUUUGGUCAAUGUCAAUCAGAAGAUACCAAUUUGUGUUUUCAUUUUUUAUCGCGCAAUAUUAAAUUAUAUUGUGGCUUCUGGGGUAAUGACGUGUCUGGAGCGACCAUAUUGACAAUGAAUGUAUGGACCCAUGUUGCUUGCGUCUAUGAUUCGGCAACUUUUACCCAACAAGUAUGGUUGAAUCGUGUUCUUGACGGUUCACGUUCAGCGUCUGCUUAUCAGGGUACGUCGGGUGCAAUAUCCAUUGGUUUAUGGAGCCAUGAAUAUUUUAAUGGUUACAUCAACGAGGUGCGUUUUGAAGCUAGAGCUAAAACUGCAAAUGAACUGUUGAAUGAUGCUACUUUGUUCGUUUAUUACUCGCUCGAUGACGGUUCUCUCAUUGAUGAUAGUUUCAAUGGCAUAAAGGGUACUGUUUCUGGAAACAUAACAAUGACAGCAGGUAGAGUGAAUCAAGCAAUACAAUUUACUUUAUGA
This is a messenger RNA of Rotaria sp. Silwood2, 768 nucleotides long. NCBI's taxonomy places the organism in Eukaryota, Metazoa, Rotifera, Eurotatoria, Philodinida, Philodinidae. The record is from the annotation of a GenBank genome assembly.